AUGACGUUCCGAUUCUAUUCGAAGAUGUUGGUCUUAUCCUGCGCUACCUCUGCUUAUCCUACUCACACUCUUACAGCUUCUAGAGCCGUAGUUCCAGUGCGGUCAAGCUCUCGAGUCUCUGUUACUCAUCAUCAUCAUCAUCAUCAUCGCUGUGAUCAUCCCUUUGUGCCUGAGGUUGAAAAAGCCGUAGAUUCUCUGUACUCGGAGUUCCGAGCUGUAGAUAAUCUGGUGGCCCACAACACUUCCCGUGUUCUUAGAGCUUUCCAGAAUGCUCGGGUUGGAUACCAUCACUUUGGUGGAUGCACGGGCUAUGGUCAUGAAGAAGCUGGGGGGCGUGAAGCCCUUGACCAAGCUUUUGCAGAAAUUUUUGGUGCUGAAUCUGCAAUUGUCCGGUCACAGUUUUUCUCAGGGACUCACGCUAUCACUUGUGCUUUGUUUGCUCUUCUAAGGCCAGGGGAUGAGAUGUUGGCUGUUGCUGGUGCUCCUUAUGAUACCUUAGGGGAAGUUAUUGGUAUCAGAGACUCUCAUGCGCUGGGUUCCUUGAAAGAUUUUGGAGUGAACUACCGGGAAAUUCCACUUGCAGAUGAUGGUGGGCUUGAUUGGGGUGCACUUAAGGUAGCUUUAAGAGCUCAAACAAAAUGUGCACUCAUACAGAGGUCUUGUGGUUAUUCAUGGCGUCGUAGUUUAAGUGUAACUGAGAUUGGGAGGGCAAUAGAGAUGAUCAAGAUGCAGAAUCCAAACUGCUUGGUCAUGGUGGAUAACUGCUAUGGUGAAUUUGCAGAAAGCAUUGAACCUCCAAUGGUGGGUGCAGAUCUAAUUGCAGGCAGUUUAAUAAAAAAUCCUGGUGGAACCAUUGCACCAUGUGGUGGAUAUGUUGCAGGGAGGGAAAAAUGGGUAAAAGCAGCUGCAGCUCGUCUCUCUGCACCGGGACUUGGGGUUGAUUGUGGCUCAACCCCUGGUGAUAUAAUGCGAGCAUUUUUUCAGGGAUUGUUCCUUUCACCUCAAAUGGUUGGGGAAGCAAUCAAGGGAAGCUAUCUGAUUGCUGAAGUCAUGGCAUCUAAAGGGUAUAAGGUUCAGCCACUUCCCCGGGUAUCCCGUCAUGAUACAGUACAGGCAGUACAGCUUGGAAACCGUGAGCGUCUCCUUACUUUCUGUGAGGCUGUGCAGAGAAGCUCCCCAGUGGGUUCUUUCAUCAAGCCGGUUGCGGGUUCUACUGCUGGUUAUGCGUCCGAGGUGAUCUUUGCUGAUGGAACCUUCAUUGAUGGGAGUACAAGUGAGCUCUCAUGUGAUGGGCCAUUAAGGGAGCCUUUCUCUGUGUUUUGUCAGGGUGGCACCCAUUGGACUCAGUGGGGGCUAGUUUUGGGAGAGGUUCUAAAAUCUGUAUGAUCUGAGACUAAUUUUGGAAAUGAAGCAAAGUGUAUUAUAUUCUUCUGGUGAAGUUAUUAUUGUUUUACCCAUCUCACCAGACUUUUAAUUGAGCCAUUCGAUUGUGGCUAGAACAAUAUUGCUUAUGGAAGAUGGCUUAAGAACUCAGCACGUUCUUGAGUUGAGGUAAAAGAUCUUAUUCUACUUUGUUUACUAGGACCAUUUGGUGAUGUGGUCCAGAUUCAAUUAGUUAUAUUAUUGAUGAGCUUGCAACUUGAAGCUGAAUGCUUUUCAAUUUGACACUGGUGCCAAGCAGCCAUCUGAAACAAGGAUAUUGGACUGUCAGCUGACUUCCUUUUCAUUAUAUAUAUAUAUAUAUAUAGUGUAUAUUGUUGGGUUUUUUUUUUUUUUUUUUUU
This is a messenger RNA of Cornus florida, 1782 nucleotides long. RefSeq lists its product as uncharacterized. Bases 1 to 1386 code for a protein of 461 amino acids. NCBI's taxonomy places the organism in Eukaryota, Viridiplantae, Streptophyta, Magnoliopsida, Cornales, Cornaceae. The record is from RefSeq and is a predicted model, not a curated record. The transcript is spliced from 12 exons.